AUGCAAGCCAAUAACCGUUCCACGCUCUUCAUCCUUCUCUCACUAACUGUAAUUUCCUUGGUGUGUGGCUUCCUUGCAUCAUCAUCCAAGGCCAACACACUCUCCAAUGUCCUCUCUACAGUCGAUGCUCUCACUCUCUCCGCAUCAUCGGAAGGAUAUGUCUUAUCGGAUGAAGCCUCCACCUCUACGAUCGCUCUCUCAUUUGAUGAAUUUAAUGAAAUGGCUGAUGAAGAAAUAUUUGGAGAGGACUUGAAUGAAUCGGAUCAAAAUUCUAAAGAAGAAGAAAAUAAUGAAGAAGAAGAAGAGAAUGAUGAAUCCGAGUCGAAUCUCGAAAUGGCAGAGAGUGGUGGCACUGCUGAAGCACAAGUUGCCUCUGCCGAUACUCAAACAGCUCAAGUCACACAAGCAACAACAACAACAACUAUAGCAGCAACGACUCAAAACGAAGAUGAAGCUGCUGCUUCUUGGUUGGCUUAA
This is a messenger RNA of Naegleria fowleri, 477 nucleotides long. RefSeq lists its product as uncharacterized. NCBI's taxonomy places the organism in Eukaryota, Heterolobosea, Eutetramitea, Acrasida, Naegleriidae. The transcript has a single exon. The record is from RefSeq and is a predicted model, not a curated record. The coding region runs from base 1 to 477 and encodes 158 amino acids.